AUGAUGCGCGGUGGAACUAAGCUGAUUAGCGCUCCCAUCAGUUGGGUCGCGAUCCCAAGACCAACUAGGUGUGUGUGUAGCCACAAGGUGCGCAAGUUUACAGGCCUCUAUUUACUCCGAACUGCUAACAACCCCCGUCCAUUGGCUGAAAUAUCUCCCAGUAGCAUUCCUUUACCCUAUGUGCGGCCAAGAUGCUCUGGAAUAUAG
Molecule: messenger RNA, 207 nt
Organism: Akanthomyces muscarius
Lineage: Eukaryota; Fungi; Ascomycota; Sordariomycetes; Hypocreales; Cordycipitaceae
Exons: 4
Coding region: 1-207 (68 amino acids)
Source: RefSeq, a predicted model, not a curated record